This is a messenger RNA of Folsomia candida, 3009 nucleotides long. Its product is annotated as lanosterol 14-alpha demethylase. Bases 177 to 2381 code for a protein of 734 amino acids. The transcript has 2 exons. NCBI's taxonomy places the organism in Eukaryota, Metazoa, Arthropoda, Collembola, Entomobryomorpha, Isotomidae. The record is from RefSeq and is a predicted model, not a curated record. Gene Ontology annotation, molecular function: heme binding; monooxygenase activity; iron ion binding.
CACUGAUGAACUAAGUACCUACGUGCUAAAUACUAUAAAAAGAAAUGGCAUGGGAUGAAAAAAUACUUAAAGUAAUUUCUUGAAUACUUUGGUACACUCGAAAAAGAAAACAAAAACGAUUUUUUCUACAGUAGCUGACUCGUCUGAAUUUGACGUAAGAAAAUUAAUUCCAGAGUAUGGAGCAGAAGAUAUUGAGUGCAGUGGAGGAGCAAUGGCUCAAGCUCCUAAUCCUAUUCGCCUUAUCGGUCACCUUCAUCUGGAAGAAAAUCUGGCCCACCACCCACUCCGCCAUUCCCCCCAACCUCAAAACCGUUCCCAUCGUCUCCGGCGCCCUCCCAUUUGUCGGACACGGCAUCGCCUUCUCCAAGGACAUUGUCGGAUUCAUUUCCAACUGCUAUGAAAAAUACGGCAAGAUUUUCCGCAUCAAAAUUUUCCGCGUCGACAUGGUCGUAAUUUGCGAUAGGACGAUGAACAACGAAUUUUUCAAGGCCACCGAGGACAAAAUGUCGCUUUACGAUGUCCUCACCCGCCUCUACUUCGCCGACGCUUUCUCCGACGAGCCCACCUCCCUCCCAAGAAUUAUCAACGUCGUAAAAAAAUCCAUUGCCGUCCGGUACGACACUUUCGCCCCCAAAAUCGAGCACGAAGCUAGAAAAAUGAUAGCCAGAUUGAGAACGGAGGUUUCCUCGGGUAAGAAAAUUGACCUGAUUAAGGAAAUGACCCGUUUUGUAGCGACAACUAGUGCAUCCUGCUUCAUUUCUGUGGAGUUAACGGACCAACUAUUCGCAGUUUUACUGAAAUUUACCCAUCUUCUCAAUUCCGUCGUCGUGCUGACCUAUUUCCUUCCAAAAUGGUUGCUCCGUCUCCUCGUCAACCCAUUCUUGGCUCGUCUCCGUAAACAGAUAACUUCCGUGUUAUCCCCGGAAAUUGAAAAAUACAGGGAAAAUUUAGAUAAAUCCGAUUCCCUCAUUUUACGAGCGGCUGUCGAUUACAUUGACGAGGAGAGUGGGGCGAACCUCACAAAUCAAGAGAUUGGCGACAUCGUCGUCUGUCUUUUGUAUGUUAGCUCGGAAAAUACGGCGCUAGGGUUGACCAACACGGUGACAGAUUUAGCCUGCAAUACGACCUACUGGGAAAAAUGUAAGCGGGAAGCGGGUCUCUAUUUAGGUGGGGAUAGUACCGAUAUCAAAGGUCUCUUCGCCAGCCCCUUGAUAAAUGCUUGCGUCAUGGAAAGCGCUCGUCUCAACUCGCAUAUUUUCGCCCUCAAUAGAAAACCGUUAGAUAAGCUGGCAUCCAUCGGUGGGUAUCAUGUCGGUCAUGCGGAAACCAUUGCGAUGUGUGAGCCCAUGUUGAUGGUGCAUGCUUCCGCACAAGAAAUUUUUUCGAAUCCUAAAAUCUACAAUCCUGACCGCUUUCUUGGCCCUGCGAAGGAAUCCAUGGCACCGUUAAGCGUCAUGACGUGGGGCGCCGGUGUUCAUCUCUGUCCUGGGAAAAUGUUUUCUAUUUAUGAAAUCAAAAUGGCAUUGGGAUUAAUUUUGCUAAAUUUCGAGUUCGAAUUAGAAAAAGGUUCCAUUUCAAAAAUUGAUUACUUUUCCCCCUCCGCCUUUGCUGAGAGGAAGGUGCAAGCCAGUCUGAAAGUUUUGGUAGAGGAGAGUUCUUCAUCCCCACAAAAUAAGGGUGACCUUGCAAACGUCAUUGUGCUAAAAAAUGGGCAAAAAUGUCACUAUUAUCGAGGUGAAAGUACCACCGGGAGUCAGGACGGGUGGCUGCUGCGAGACUUUAUUUCCCGUGAGGAGCAAAUUUCCUUGUAUCAGAAUAUUUUCGAAUUGUCCAAAAAUUCUAAAGAACACGAUGAGAUUUGGAAAAUUCCAUCGGAUAAGGUUUACCCUUUUGCUUAUCAUAACUUGGUUUACACGGGAGAAAGUAAUUGUCCUCCUCCAACGGCGUGGUACGAAUGGGCAGCAAAUUUGUGGCAACUGUUGGAAUCCGAUAAAAAACUGGUUUCAUUUUCUGGCCCUGAAAUCAAGGGAUUUAAUUCGCUCUAUGCACAAUUGUAUGGGGUCGGAGGGUCGAUGAAGUUGCAUAAGGAUGAGCAUGUCUCGUGGGGAAUUAGUGUCAAUUUGGGGGCAUCGACCACCUUCGUUUUUGGUGGGGAAAAAAUCUUGCUGCAUUCUGGGGACGUUUUUAUUGCGGAUUUCUCCCAAGUUGAGCAUGGGGUUGAGGCUGUGCAUGAAACUUCCAUGCCGGACUGGUUUUCGAAGGAGAGUGGAAUUGUGGAGAAUUUUGAUAGGGUGAGAUGCAGUGUGCAAAUUCGAGAUAUUUCGAACCUUUCGGAAAGAAAUUUCAUUACGAGGGAAGAGUUUACUAAACUUCUCAAGUAAAAUGGAGCCAACAAUUUUUUCAUGCUAAUUAAAUAUCUUAUUUGGUUAAGUUGUUUGUUUUUCCUAAAUUUGCAUGGUUUUAAAUAUUAAAUAUUUAUUGAUGUGGGCAAUCUCAUUUGUAAUAGGUUAUGUAAUUUUUUAACUUUAUGCUUAUGCUAUUUGUACAUACCUGAUUAAAUAUGUACUAAAACAAUGCUAUAAUUUCAAUAUCAAAUUGUAAAUCAAUCCAUGGGAAUUGCAGAUAUGUAAAUUAGCAGUCCAAUGCUAUUUUCUCUUACGUGGUGAAAUGUGUGUAAAUAUGACCAAAUUUUUGUAUGCCAAAUCGAGUAAUUUGCAUAUGCAGUUUUAUGAACGUAGAAAUAAACUUAAGAUAUGCUAACUGCAACCAACUAAAACUUUCUCUCGUAUAUACACAAAUGAAUAAAUAAAUUUUAUAAUAGCAUUUAAAUUAUCUUUUAUGUAAAUUAUGAUAAGUGAACUUAAUUAGAAAUCUACUCAUCAGCUUUUCCCCAAUUUGUUGAUAAAUUUAUAAAACUUUUUUAGCAAAUUAAGCCAUCAUAAUUCAUAGAAUAAAUAUUUGUGACUAAUUCGAAAUAUAAAUAAAAUAGAAUGCUUUCAACUUCAAGAC